AAGUGUCAAUUUUUUUGUCGCGUUUCUGACCUGUGUUUCUGACGUAGUGAAAGGUUGCCGUGUUAAAUUAACAAAUUUUGUUUAUUUAUUGUCUUAAUUUGGGUUUUUAUUAAUUUAUUUGUGGUUUAUAUAAACAAAUAUAGUGCGAGCCGUUGUCAUCAAAUCCGUAAUUUUGAGUUGACGAUUAUUGUUGACUAAAGACUUGAGAUAGCCCAGCCCACCUUAAGGCUCAAAUUAGGAUUUAGGAUGUAAAUCACAUGGUGCUUUAUUUUUUCGUACCUGAUCUACUUACUAUAUUUUCUAUACACAUGGAGCACAAUAAAAAGCAUGAAAAGUGCUCCUGCGAAAACUUGGACACGUCCUUGGAAAGCGAUAGCAGCAAUUCUGAAUCUCCCCAAACUUCAAAAGAGAAAAGAAGCAAAAUUAGCCUAUUUGGCAGAGCAAAAGCCCUACAUUUCAAUAAGAGAAGAAACAAGAAAUCAUCUCAAAACUCUCUUAAUUCUUGUGGCGCUUCGACAAGUUCUAUCAAGAAAUCUCAAAAAUGGAGUCUAAAACUAAGCUGUACAGGUAGAAAAACUCACAAAUCUUCUUCCAGUACUCAGGAAAGUUCAAACUGUUGUAAAUGCAGUUGUUUCAAUAGAUUCAGUGAUGUAAAUGCCUCUUCUAUACCUGAUACUGAUUUAGAAACGAAAACUUUUCAAGAAGAAACCAACAAUACCUCUUCAUCAGAAGAUGGUAUCAGUACAAAUAGUGCGACUAGCGAGACAAUCCGCGAAGAACCUGUUAGAAAUGAACCUGAAAUUCCUCAGGUUCAUAUCGAACAGGCUGAAGGUAUUAGAGGAAUUUACAGUACUGCAAUGUCCGGCAAUGGCACUCCAUCUAGUAUUGUCAUAAGCGCGCCAUUUAUAGAUGGACAAUGGAUGAGAAUGGUACAUGAAGAUUGCGAUGAGGCUGCCCGAAUAGCUCGAGCGAGAGAAAUAGAACAAGGUGUGGAUCCCCCAGCUAAUUUCAGGUCAGUGAGGAGACUCCAGCUGCUCUGUUCGGAUUCUGAAUCGGAAAAUGGACAGUCGCAAGCACCACCAAGAAGAUUGCAGUUGGUGUGUCCUCCCGAUUUGAACGUGGAGUCUUUGAGAGCGCUGUUCCAGAAUCACGUCACCUUGAGGUCUUGUCCUUUGGAUACUAUUACGGGUUGUCAUACUCAGGUCGAUUUUAUACACUGUCUGGUGCCAGAUUUACUCAAUAUUACGAAUUGUAGCUUUUAUUGGGGCAAAAUGGACCGAUACGAAGCGGAACGCCUACUCGAAGGCAAGCCCGAGGGCACCUUCCUCCUGCGAGACUCCGCCCAAGAGGAGUUCUUGUUCAGCGUCUCGUUCCGCAAGUACAACCGGUCCCUGCACGCGCGCAUCGAACAGUGGAACCAUCGCUUCAGCUUCGACUCGCACGACCCGGGCGUUUUCACCUCGGACACGGUCUGCGGCCUCAUCGAGCACUACAAGGACCCGAGCAGCUGCAUGUUCUUCGAGCCGAUGCUCACGUGGCCCCUCCACAGGAACUUCACCUUUUCAUUGCAGCACCUGGCCAGGGCCACCAUCGUGAACAAGUUGACAUACGACAACAUUAACCAUCUGCAAUUGCCCAAGACACUGAAGACGUACUUGAAGGAGUACCACUAUAGGCAGAAAGUGAGGGUGGAGAGGUUCGACGAUGACGUGCAGUGGUUGGAGUUGAGGAACAUGCCGCCUUGAUUAGGAGGAGGUGGGUUGGUGUACUGUCUGCAUUUUGGGUUUAGUUGAAUAUAUAUAUUGAGAAGGUACCAUAUGAUCGAAUAAAAACGGCGUCAUUUCCAAGCCAACUGGACGCCGUUUUUUUUUUCGAUCAUACGGUAUUUAUUCACUAAAGCGAAGAUAUUUUACGGUAAUUUUGACGUUUAUCAGUUCUUGUAGGUUAUGUUCUGUCUCGAUGUGUUUUAAAUCUUAAAAUAGGGCAUUUCGCACUACUGAACUGGAAAAUUAAAAGUUUGUGAUGAUAUUAAUUACAUACAUCGAAUAAAGAAUAAAAAGGAAGGAGGCUUUCUAUAUUUCACCUACAGAAGAAACGGGGACGGAAGUCGCCAUAUUGGAAAACCUCUGAUGACAGUGAUGACAGCCUUUGGUUCACGUCGGACAUGCAUAGGCGUAACAACAUGGGGGCCCGUAGGUACAGGGUCCACCCUUCUAUUCAUCCUUUUAUUCUUUAUUCAUUGAUUACAUAUGAAAGUUGGAGGAUUUUUCGAUUUCUAAGUGUUCGUUUUUAAAAUAUCCUUCACUUUCUGUCACUUCCGGUUUAAUCGGAACUGGCUGUCAUUUGGCUUAUUUUAUAUAGAACACUCUCUAUAUUUUUUGACAAAGACAAGCAACAUAAAUUUAUGAAAUUGUGCAUAACUCACAAGAAUACUGGAUUUUUGAAAUUACAUUGAACUAAAUAGAUAUUUUCCCUAUAAUAUAUCGCUUUAGUGAAUACAUAUCUUUAUUUUUUUAAAUGGCGAGUUCAUUUACAUCACUCUGGUGUAUUUAAUGUUUUUUUUGGAUUAAAUAAACAAAUAUGCGAAAAAAAAUUUGGCAUCCUAGAAGAAUAAACCCGUAUAUUUAUUUAUUCAAUUUAGGCCUUUACAGACCUUUCUUUGACGUAAUUUAUCACUAAAAAACUUUGUUAUACUAGGGGCUUUUAAAUUAAACAGAAGUAAAAUUACUGAUUUUUUUAAUAGCUUUAAUAUCUGCAUUAUAAAAAAUUGUAGUUUGAUGCAAAAAAAAGGAUUUAAAUAGGUACAUAUAUUAACUUAAAAAUGAGUUAGUGGUCGCUGGAUAGGUAUUUUUUACAAUUUAACUUGUUGAAGAUUAAAUCUAAAUCGUUUAAAUAAUUACUUCAAAUUUUGGAAACAAGUUAAAUAAUACUUUGUACUUUGACUUUGUACCUGACUCAUUUAAACGUUUGUUUAAUUUUAUUUAAAUACAUCUUAUUUGCAACAACCUGAUAUUUACAUUAAUAGGUAUAAAUAUAAAUUAUUCAUCUUUAUUUUUUAGGAAAAACUAUUUUUUUUAUUAGAAAAAUUUAAUAAAAAAAACGAAAAAUGUACUUUUUUGUCGCAAAUAAGCCAGAUAUUCUUAGAUUUAUAUUGUUAAAAUACUCGAAAAGUGAUGAGCAUAUGAUUGAAAAAGUGCCAAAAAUAAAUCGUUUUUUCAACUGUAUUCACAAGUGCAAUGACAGAAUAUUAUUAUUUAAAUAAGAGAACUAUUUUUUUUUAGAAAGUUUGAUAGUAGUAUACUUUUAAUUAUAACACCAUCGAUUGUGAAACUUAUUUUUUUUUGUAAUUGCGUAAUUGAAAUAUCGGAAUUGAGAAAAAAAUUGGUAUAUAUUGUGUAAUAAAUACUAUAUACAGGAAAUGGAGGUCUGUCUAACAAUUUUGUUGUCACCCUGUAUUUUUCAUUUUUCAAAUUAUGCUUGCUGAAAAUUGUUUAAAAAUUGACAGUAUUUCCAAAUAACAAAAAAAGUUUAUUUAAAAAAACAGACAGUCUAGUAUUAAUUGUAUAAAAUAAAAAAAUAUAUAUAAUUUACCUCAGUAUUUUUUCAUUCUAAUAUCAUUUAAAUUAUAGGAAACUCAAAAAUUGAUAGAUAUGAUAUUCGAUAAUCACAUUAGUUUUAUUAACGCAAAAUGAUUUGUCCAAAUUUUGUUACGAUUGUUUAGCAGAAUUGUGUAAAUAUAAAGAUUUUAGAAAAAAA
This is a messenger RNA of Sitophilus oryzae (rice weevil), 3756 nucleotides long. RefSeq names its product suppressor of cytokine signaling 5 (gene Socs36E). Bases 258 to 1745 code for a protein of 495 amino acids. The record is from RefSeq and is a predicted model, not a curated record. Lineage: Eukaryota; Metazoa; Arthropoda; Insecta; Coleoptera; Curculionidae. Gene Ontology annotation, molecular function: 1-phosphatidylinositol-3-kinase regulator activity. Gene Ontology annotation, biological process: intracellular signal transduction; phosphatidylinositol phosphate biosynthetic process. Gene Ontology annotation, cellular component: phosphatidylinositol 3-kinase complex. The transcript is spliced from 7 exons.